Messenger RNA from Sodiomyces alkalinus F11, 571 nucleotides. RefSeq lists its product as hypothetical. NCBI's taxonomy places the organism in Eukaryota, Fungi, Ascomycota, Sordariomycetes, Glomerellales, Plectosphaerellaceae. The transcript has 2 exons. The record is from RefSeq and is a predicted model, not a curated record. Bases 212 to 571 code for a protein of 119 amino acids.
GUGCAGUAACGAUACUGUAAGGGUGCUUAUCUUGCCGCGCUUACGUGCCUUGCCGCCAAGCCAACCCUGUGGCUGCCCAUCCGUUUGGCGUUCGUAAUCUGACCCUCCAAGAAAAGAGGACAGCGUCACGACUUCCCCCACAGCAACCCCGGCUUCAAGACUGCAUCGCAAAGUCCACGAUAUACCCAUCCGCCGGCGACACCGGCUCAGUAUGCACGACAUCGGCGACCCAUUAGGCGAUGUUCCUCGUCACCAUCAUUUCCAUCAACGUGACCUGGUGGCUUCUCGAGAUACCGCUCAUCUAGAAACACGGGUUCAAGAGAUGAGAUGCCGUACAUCUACUUUCGAUGACGACCAUAUCUUCAUCGAGGCUGCCAACAUCGAAGUCACCUCACUGCCGGUCGAAACCGAGCCCGAAGCUGCCCGUCCAGAGGCUCCGACCCGUGCCCUGAGUAUGUUUCAGCUCAUCAAAUCUCUCGGCGUGGACGGUGCGACUAUCUUAGCAACCGCCCUGAUCGUCAACACCGCCGUCAACGCGCCCGUAGGCACCUCGGUUUCGGGUGUCAACUAG